AUGGCGGGAAAUCCUUUGGAGAGUCUAAUGUCAGUCGCCAUAAGCCACCGACCUGCAGAACCUGAGAGCCAUGGAGCUUCCACGAGCAGAAGCCCCGCAUGCCUGCAAAGGCGUAAGCACGGAAUUCGAAGCAACAGGGAGUUGUGUUAUCUGGUCCCAUCAGCUUGCGGGUCCGGAUCGAACACGAGCAAUCAAACACUCCCAAAAAGCACUUCAGGCAGUCAUCACUCCCCGGUAAAUGCGGCACGUGAGAGAAGCCGCGUACGUAACCUGCGUCAGGCCUUCCACAGCUUGCAGGCUGCUCUGCCGUCAGUCCCUCGAGACACAAAGUUGUCCAAGCUGGAUGUUCUGAUUCUAGCGACCAACUACAUAGCCUACCUGACACAGACCCUGGACCAGGGAAGAACUCUGGCCGAGCACACCUUGCCACCAAGGCCUGGAGGAUACCUGCACCCAGUUAAGAAAUGGCCGAUGCGUUCCUUGCUCUACUGUGGCAGCGUGGGAGAAGUGCUAUCUGGAGUCCAAGCCAAUCAAGACACAGUUCACCUAAUUGAUCAAGGAGACAAGGAAUGUUAG
Messenger RNA from Nerophis lumbriciformis (worm pipefish), 576 nucleotides. The record is from RefSeq and is a predicted model, not a curated record. NCBI's taxonomy places the organism in Eukaryota, Metazoa, Chordata, Actinopteri, Syngnathiformes, Syngnathidae.